Messenger RNA from Cladophialophora psammophila CBS 110553, 1671 nucleotides. RefSeq lists its product as uncharacterized. The transcript is spliced from 4 exons. Lineage: Eukaryota; Fungi; Ascomycota; Eurotiomycetes; Chaetothyriales; Herpotrichiellaceae. Gene Ontology annotation, molecular function: Delta24(24-1) sterol reductase activity. Gene Ontology annotation, biological process: ergosterol biosynthetic process. Gene Ontology annotation, cellular component: endoplasmic reticulum membrane. Bases 1 to 1671 code for a protein of 556 amino acids. The record is from RefSeq and is a predicted model, not a curated record.
AUGACAGUCACUCGCACGCAGGCGGGCAAAACACCCAAGAAAACAUUGCGACCGGACUAUGUCGAAACUCCUGGCACAUAUGGGAAGCCUCGACCGCGCAAAUCACUUGCUGCCGUUGAGAAAUAUGGUACUAGAGUCUCUUCUACCGGACAUCAGGACGACAAUGACACGAUCGUUAUCGCGACGCGACGCGUCGAUAAUGCUAAAGAGGAAACAAUGAAUGGACAUGCCAAUGGACAUGUCAAGCCGAUGACAAAUGGACACAUCGGCAAGGCAGAAAGUCAAGAGAAGGUCUCCGCGGAACGAUUGGUGGACGGAUGGCGACCAGGAAUGGACGCCAAAGUCGACACAUCGGGACAUUUCGAAUUUGGAGGACCGUGGGGAGUGACUGCGAUGAUGAUCGGCUUUCCAUUGCUGAUGUACUACAUGUGGAUUGGUGCCACAUACUACGACGGCAAAUUCCCGACACCCAGAGAGGGCGAGUCUCCAACAGAUUUCCUUUAUGGUCUCUUCCGCAUGGCCUACUACGGCGCCUGGCCGUCCACAAAGGCCUGGGUCAUGUACUGGACGUUCUGCGUCUUUGAGGGCGCUUGCUAUUGCCUGAUGCCGGGUAUCUGGACCAAGGGCAAGCCAUUGCCUCACGAGAACGGGCUCAGAUUGGAUUACUACUGCAGCGGAAUGUGGUCGUGGUGGGCAACCAUCAUCGUGGCUCUGGGUCUUCAUUUCUCUGGCCUCUUCAAACUGUAUACCAUUAUUGACGAGUUUGGCCCUCUCAUGUCGGUGGCCAUCAUUUCCGGCUUUUCUGUCGCAAUCAUCGCAUACAUUUCAGCCAUUUAUCGGGGCAAGCAGCACCGUAUGACAGGGUAUCUGAUGUAUGACUUCUUCAUGGGUGCGGAGCUCAAUCCCCGCAUGUUUGGAAUUCUCGACUUCAAGAUGUUCUUUGAAGUUCGACUUCCUUGGUACAUCCUGUUCCUAAUAACGUUGGGAACGGCUGCACGGCAAUAUGAGCUUUACGGACACGUUUCUGGCGAAGUGGGAUUCUUACUCAUGGCGCACUUUCUGUACGCAAAUGCGUGUAGCAAAGGCGAAGAAUGCAUUGUACCAACCUGGGAUGUGUAUCACGAAAAAUGGGGCUUUAUGCUGAUCUUCUGGAACCUGGCCGGCGUGCCCUUGACCUACUGCCACUGCACAAUCUUCCUGGCCAAUCAUGCUCCAAGCACUUAUGUGUGGAACAAAUAUGCACUUGCAGCUUUGUAUGUGGCAUACUUGUUUGUCUAUUGGGUCUGGGAUACUACAAACAGCCAGAAAAACCGCUUCCGGGCAAAGGAAUCAGGUGGUGCCAUCACUCGAAAAGCGUUUCCACAGUUACCGUGGCAGACCGUUGAGAACCCCAAAAUCAUCAGAACAGAAGACGGGGGGACAAUUCUUGCGGAUGGCUGGUACGGCUAUGCAAGGAAGAUCCAUUACACUUGCGACUUCUUUUUUGCCCUUUCAUGGGGGGCAGUGACGGGAUUCAGGUCACCCUUCCCAUGGUUCUAUCCUGUCUUCUUCACAGCAAUGAUCAUUCACCGGGCCACACGAGACAUUCAGAAAUGUCGGAAGAAGUAUGGCAAGGCAUGGGAAGAGUAUGAGAGACAAGUCCCGUACUUGUUCAUCCCUUAUGUAUUCUAG